UGAGGAAACCCGCAAAAGUCCACAAAGCCCAUUAUCACACACAAAAAUAAAUAAAUAAAACUCAAGUCUGGACGCGUAAUUGUCCCCGUCGCCGGAGCCAGAGAUCAAGUCGUCUGCUCAAAUUCUUGAGCUCUCUCUCCGUCUCCUUUUCAGGAUAGAAAUUAAAUAAAAUCUGCGAAAACGUGAAAAAAAUAACACAAAACCUAGAGAGUAAUGGCUGAGAAAUUGGCUCCAGAGAAGCGUCACAGCUUCGUCCACGACGGUAAAACUAUAUUUGAGUGGGAUCAAACCCUUGAAGAAGUAAAUAUUUACAUAAAUUUACCACCAAAUGUUCACUCCAAGCAGUUUUACUGCAAGAUUCAGUCCAAACAUGUUGAAGUUGGCAUCAAAGGCAACCCUCCUUAUCUCAACCAUGACCUUACUUGCCCUGUCAAGACCGAUUCUUCCUUCUGGACUUUAGAGGAUGAUAUAAUGCACAUAACACUGCAAAAAAGGGACAAAGGUCAGACGUGGGCUUCACCGAUAUUGGGUGAGGGUCAACUCGAUGCUUAUUCCUCUGAUCUUGAGCAGAAGCGACUUAUGCUUCAGAGAUUUCAGGAAGAGAACCCUGGCUUUGACUUCUCACAGGCUCAGUUCACUGGGAACUGCCCUGAUCCAAGAACUUUUAUGGGUGGUAUCCGCAAUGGUUGACAACACUGCUGUGCCUUUAUUAGCAUGUCAUGAAAUCCUGAUAAUCUUCUGGUAAAUGUUACGAUGUUUUGUGUUUCUCCCUUAAGUCCUGAGACUUAAUUAGCUUACCAGUCUUUGUAGCAAUAUUUGUAAUAAGCAUGUGAAGAUGUGGUAUCACUUUGUUUCUUCUUCUUCACGUUUCUUGAUUGUGCAACUGUAAAUCAAAGUCUUGUGUUUUUUUCUC
Molecule: messenger RNA, 913 nt
Organism: Populus euphratica (Euphrates poplar)
Lineage: Eukaryota; Viridiplantae; Streptophyta; Magnoliopsida; Malpighiales; Salicaceae
Product: HSP20-like chaperones superfamily protein
Exons: 6
Coding region: 214-690 (158 amino acids)
Biological process (GO): protein folding
Cellular component (GO): cytoplasm
Source: RefSeq, a predicted model, not a curated record